AUGUGUGAUACACAAACAACACUCACCCAUUUUGUGCAUAGAGCCCGCCCCCCCCUCCCUCACCCGCCCUCAGCUGCCUCCCCCCUCCCUCACCCGCCCUCAGCUGCCUCCCCCCUCCCUCACCUGCUCUCAGCUGCCUCCCCCCUCACACACCUGCCCUCAGCUGCCUCCCCCCUCACACACCCGCCUCCCCCCUCCGUCACCGGCCUCCCCCCUCCCUCACCCGCUCUCAGCUGCCUCCCCCUCACACACCCGCCUCCCCCCUCCGUCACCCGCCCUCAGCUGCCUCCCCCUCACACACCCGCCUACCCCCUCCGUCACCCGCCCUCAGCUGCCUCCCCCUCACACACCCGCCUCCCCCCUCACACACCCGCCUCCCCCCUCCGUCACCCGCCCUCAGCUGCCUCCCCCCUCACACACCCGCCUCCCCCCUCACACACCCGCCUCCCCCCUCCUCCGUCACCCGCCCUCAGCUGCCUCCCCCUCACACACCCGCCUACCCCCUCCGUCACCGGUCUCCCCCCCUCCCUCGCCCGCCCUCAGCUGCCUCCCCCUCACACACCCGCCUCCCCCCUCACACACCCGCCUCCCCCCUCCCUCACCCGCCCUCAGCUGCCUCCCCCCUCCCUCACCCGCUCUCAGCUGCCUCCCCCCUCACACACCUGCCCUCAGCUGCCUCCCCCCUCACACACCCGCCUCCCCCCUCCGUCACCGGCCUCCCCCCUCCCUCACCCGCUCUCAGCUGCCUCCCCCUCACACACCCGCCUCCCCCCUCCGUCACCCGCCCUCAGCUGCCUCCCCUUCACACACCCGCCUACCCCCUCCGUCACCCGCCCUCAGCUGCCUCCCCCUCACACACCCGCCUCCCCCCUCCGUCACCCGCCCCUCAGCUGCCUCCCCCUCACACACCCGCCUCCCCCCUCACACACCCGCCUCCCCCCUCCGUCACCCGCCCUCAGCUGCCUCCCCCCUCACACACCCGCCUCCUCCCUCACACACCCGCCUCCCCCCUCCGUCACCCGCCCUCAGCUGCCUCCCCCUCACACACCCGCCUCCCCCCUCACACACCCGCCUCCCCCCUCCGUCACCCGCCCUCAGCUGCCUCCCCCUCACACACCCGCCUCCCCACUCUCACACACCCGCCUCCCCCCUCCCUCACCCGCCCUCAGCUGCCUCCCCCCUCCCUCACCCGCUCUCAGCUGCCUCCCCCCUCACACACCUGCCCUCAGCUGCCUCCCCCCUCACACACCCGCCUCCCCCCUCCGUCACCGGCCUCCCCCCUCCCUCACCCGCUCUCAGCUGCCUCCCCCUCACACACCCGCCUCCCCCCUCCGUCAAACGCCCUCAGCUGCCUCCCCCUCACACACCCGCCUACCCCCUCCGUCACCCGCCCUCAGCUGCCUCCCCCUCACACACCCGCCUCCCCCCUCCGUCACCCGCCCUCAGCUGCCUCCCCCUCACACACCCGCCUACCCCCUCCGUCACCGGUCUCCCCCCUCCGUCACCCGCCCUCAGCUGCCUCCCCCUCACACACCCGCCUCCCCCCUCCCUCACCCGCCCUCAGCUGCCUCCCCCUCACACACCCGCCUCCCCCCUCCGUCACCGGCCUCCCCCCUCCGUCACCCGCCUCCCCCCUCCGUCACCGGCCUCCCCCCUCCGUCACCGGCCUCCCCCCUCCGGCCUCCCCCCUCCGUCACCCGCCUCCCCCGUCCGUCACCCGCCUCCCCCGUCCCUCACCCGCCUCCCCCCUCCGUCACCGGCCUUCCCCCGCCUGCACGGUGA
Messenger RNA from Knipowitschia caucasica, 1782 nucleotides. The record is from the annotation of a GenBank genome assembly. Lineage: Eukaryota; Metazoa; Chordata; Actinopteri; Gobiiformes; Gobiidae.